This is a messenger RNA of Myxocyprinus asiaticus (Chinese sucker), 1339 nucleotides long. Its product is annotated as myeloid-associated differentiation marker-like protein 2. The transcript has a single exon. Gene Ontology annotation, cellular component: membrane. The record is from RefSeq and is a predicted model, not a curated record. Bases 69 to 935 code for a protein of 288 amino acids. Lineage: Eukaryota; Metazoa; Chordata; Actinopteri; Cypriniformes; Catostomidae.
ACACUCUUGAAGAGCCGCUGCAUGAUUAUACAGUUGUCUGGUGACCCUGUCUGAUACCUGCUUUCAAGAUGGACAAGCUUAAAUUCACUCCAUCCGCACUGACAGGUUCACGCGGUGGCCUUCACAUGGCACAGAUUGUGAUGUGUGUGGUGACAUUUAUAGUGAGCUACAUCUGGGGUCACCCGUUACACACCUACUGGCUCUACUGUAUGGUGAUCUGGGGUGUGUGUCCUCUCCUCACACUGUUCAUCACCAUCGUGGAGAUGUUCCUCAUCCAUAAGUUUAUCCUGGUGUUUUGUAUGGACUGGGAUGAUUUCACGACAGGUAUGGUUAUGAUGUCAUCACUCUGCACGUUCUCCUGCACGGUGAUGUUCGCCAACUUCUAUAUUUGCUGGAAGUGUAUCUGGGGAUGGAUGGUAACCAUCCUCUCUGGCGUGUGUUGCGUGCUUUACUGCGUGGAGAUGUUUCGGGACAAAUGCGACUCGACGCGUUCUGCAACGUAUGUGGCUGCACUGCCUGGUUUCCUGAAGAUUCUGGAGGCCUUUGUUGGCUGCAUCAUUCUCAUUUCUCUGAUUGGCUAUGUGGGAAAGCCGGCUCUGCUGUGGUGCAUCGUGGCUUACGUGAUUCCACUGCCGCUAACCAUCUUGAUCAUUAUUACCAACAUCUUGACAAAGCUGAAGAACUGUCUGCCCUGCAGUAUCGACCGUUUUGUUAUCGUGUUCCUGGUCAUAUCAGUUUUGCUUUACAUCUCCGCCGCCAUUCUUUGGCCAAUCUACAGCUUUCGUGGAAACCCGAGACCGAAAGAUUGCCCUGGAAACAGCUGCGUAUGGAGCAUCCAGUUUGUUGUGACUUUUAUGACCUACGUGAACCUCGGCCUCUACGUCAUCGACCUGAUCUUCACCUGCUGUGGUAUAUGUGGAUUCAGACGCUCUUAAAAAGAUAGUUCACCCAAAAAUUUUAAUUCAUCCACACCCUUUAUGCUAACACAAAAGGUACAUUUCUUUUAUGAAUAUCCUAGCUGCAUAUUUGCAUACACAAAAUAAAAAAGGGACUGAGGCUGUUAAUCUCCAAAAUGACAAAAAAGCAACAAGUACCAUAUGUGUUGUACACUAUAUUCCAAGUCUUCUGUAGCCAUACGUCAUCAUUCACUAACAAACAUUAACAAAAUCUAUAAAUAUUUCUUCAACAAUAUCAUUACACUUUUUUGUUUAUUGUUGUUCUUGUUUCUAAUGGUCUGUUAUUAAUGUUUGUGUAUCAGUUCAGUUUUUCAUUUCUUAUUAAUGCAUGGAAGCCUUGAUCUCUUGUUGUGCUCAUUUCACUUCCUGUUGAUUGUUCAAAA